GCCUACCUCUAAAUACUAUUGUGAAUACAACUAUAAAAUAAUCGAACUUUAUCGAUAAAAAUGCAGUUUGCAACAUUCUACUCUAAUCAGCUGUGCAUUUAUAAGUUUGUAAAUUUGUGUUCGAAUGUUUACUUUUUGUCAGGCAUAUGCAUUAAAAAUAUUUGUAUCUGGCUCUAUUAAUUCAAUUGUUUGAAAAUGAAUCACGUCUAUAAAAUUACAAGGUCUUGUAAAUAUUUUACACGUUGUUCGAGCAAUAUAACAAAUGCACUUGCUGAUUCCACUAUAUUUAGCUUAAGUUCAGGCUAUGGCAAGUGUGGAGUCUCUGUAAUUCGCGUUUCUGGACCGCGUACCAGUCAUGCUCUACAAACAUUAGUCGGUAACCGGCAUGAAUUAAAAGCUCGUUAUGCAUAUUUAAAGUCUAUCUAUCAUCCAGUUACUAAAGAAAUAAUUGACAAAGGUUUAGUGCUUUGGUUUCCAGCGCCAGCUUCUUUCACCGGUGAAGAUUCAUGUGAAUUUCAGGUGCAUGGCUCUUUGGCUGUAGUAGCGGCAAUGUUGGAUGCGUUAGGCAAAGUGCCCGGUCUGCGGCCAGCAACGGCUGGUGAGUUCACUAAACGUGCAUUUUAUGGUGGCAAAAUUGAUUUAACUGAGGUGGAAGGUUUAGCUGAUCUAAUACAUGCUGAAACAGAAGCACAACGAAAGCAGGCAAUGUUACAAAGUACAGGCGCUCUUUCACGUGUUUAUGACAAUUGGCGCAAACGACUCAUACGUUGCGCUGCGCAUUUAGAGGCUUAUAUUGAUUUUGCCGAAGAAGAAAAUAUUGAGGAUGAUGUGGUGUUACAGUUAACCAAAGAGUUGCGUCUUAUCAUAACCGAAAUAACUGUCCAUUUAAACGAUCAACGUCAAGGUGAAAUGCUGAGGAAUGGUGUGCGUACCGCUAUUGUCGGUGCACCAAACGUUGGCAAAAGCAGUUUCCUAAAUAUGAUUUGUCAGCGAGAAAUCGCCAUUGUAACGCCAAUAGCAGGCACAACUCGUGAUAUCAUAGAGAGUACACACAAUUUUGGUGGCUACCCCGUUGUUUUUGCAGACACAGCCGGUUUGCGUAAACACACGAAGGAUGUUGUUGAGUUGGAAGGUAUAAGCAGAGCAAAAGAAUGCUUGCAGAAUUCCGAUUUAAUACUACUACUAACAGAUGCACGCGAAUUGCUUCAAAAUAUUUCCACUAACGAGCAAUCGGCACAAAAUUAUCAGUCUACCUAUUUACAACAAUUAGACUUGGAUGCCAAUAAAUUAGUUGGUAAGCGUAUACAACUGAUAGCGAACAAAAUUGAUUUACUCUCAUCGGCGGAACUGCAAAAGUUGACGCAAAUUGAUAAUGUACUGACAAUUACUUCCAAACAACCAUCAGCCGACGUUGCACAACCAUUUUUAGCACACUUCGAAAAACUACUAUGCGAACUCUGCGGUCAACCAACGGCUGAACAUCCACGCAUUACGCACGCGCGUUAUCGCCAACAGCUAGAACGCUGCAUUGAACACAUACAAAUUUUCCUAAAUGAAUAUGCGCCCGAUAUUUUUCCAGAUACUGCAAUUUCAGCACAAAAACUACGAAAUGCACUCAAAUGUAUUGAACGUAUAACGGGACAUGUUAGUUCUGAUGACAUUUUGGAUGUGGUAUUCAAAGAUUUUUGCAUUGGCAAAUAGCAUGAGCUAAGUAGACUGAGUAGUAGUUUAGUUAUGUUUAAAUAUCGUAAGAGAAGAUACUUUGAGGACCUUCAGCUAACUUGGCUGUUUACCUGUUCCUUCUAGUAUAUUAAGUAAAAGGCUGUGCUCUUAGUUGAUUACUUAUUGUAAAUAAAUUAUUUCCUAUACGCGAUCAAGCAAGAAAUUUGUAAUAUUAGAUGAACAACAAUAUGGUUUGAGAACCAUUAAAGUAGAUAUUAUUGUUAUUCUCAUAUGAUUUGGAGAAGUUUUAACUACAUUAAAUAUUUUUUUAUUUAAUUAAUUUCUUUAUUGCAUAAAAUAAAUGGGAUAUGAAAAAAUGUCUUUCAUAAAUAUAAACAAAUCAAUAAACAGUUACAUACAAGUCUAUAAAAACAAA
Molecule: messenger RNA, 2098 nt
Organism: Zeugodacus cucurbitae (melon fly)
Lineage: Eukaryota; Metazoa; Arthropoda; Insecta; Diptera; Tephritidae
Product: tRNA modification GTPase GTPBP3, mitochondrial
Exons: 4
Coding region: 196-1701 (501 amino acids)
Biological process (GO): tRNA methylation; tRNA wobble uridine modification
Cellular component (GO): mitochondrion; cytoplasm
Molecular function (GO): protein binding; GTP binding; GTPase activity
Source: RefSeq, a predicted model, not a curated record